Messenger RNA from Mesorhabditis spiculigera, 390 nucleotides. NCBI's taxonomy places the organism in Eukaryota, Metazoa, Nematoda, Chromadorea, Rhabditida, Rhabditidae. The record is from the annotation of a GenBank genome assembly.
AUGUCGGCGGCUUCCGGUGAUUUGACCCCUUGUUAUAACACCGAAAAGGGACUUUAUCAGCUACCUUCAACUUAUUCAACAUCUCCAGAUCCAGCCCCAUAUCCACAUGUGCAUAGAGGCACCUUCUCUCAACAUGAAACUUUUUCAACCUCAAACCCACCUCACAUCGCCCCGCCAAUCUACACAAUUUCCCAAUCCCGCAGUAGUUCAUGUUCUUAUGACGACACCUAUCCCCAUCCGCCGUGUGUGAUAAGCGUCGGUGGCCAUCAUGAUACGAGGCCCUGGAUGGUUAAAAACAAGCGUCGCAUCCAAUUUGCCGUCCUCAUCGUCAUCCUAUUUCUCAUAGUUGUACCGCUUAUUGGCUUUUUAUUGCAUCUCAUUUUCAAAAAU